GCAUCUUGCAUCAGCCCCGUGGAUGCGCGCUGCCGCGGCCGCCGGCUGAGCGGGCGGCCUUCACACCCCGCUCUGCUCUCCCUGCGGCCGGACCGGGAUCACAGCUCCGUCCUUGGCUUCUGCCCGCAGUGCGCACUCCUGGAUGAGCGUCCCUCGCUGCCUCUGAGAUGGCCCCGGCCCCCAGGAUGCCCUCGGUCCUGCUCCUGCUGCUGCCCAUCCUGAGUUCUGCAAGAGCCCAGGUCAACCCAGCCGUGUGCCGCUACCCCCUGGGCAUGUCGGGAGGCCACAUUCCGGAUGAGGACAUCACAGCCUCCAGCCAGUGGUCAGAGUCCACCGCGGCCAGAUACGGACGGCUGGACUCGGAGGAAGGGGAUGGAGCCUGGUGUCCCGAGAUCCCGGUGGAGCCCGACGACCUGAAGGAGUUCCUGCAGAUCGACCUGCACUCCCUGCACUUCAUCACGCUGGUGGGGACCCAGGGCCGCCACGCGGGCGGCCACGGCAUCGAGUUCGCCCCCAUGUACAGGAUCCACUACAGCCGGGACGGCGCACGCUGGAUCUCCUGGCGGAACCGGCACGGGAAGCAGGUGCUGGACGGAAGCAGUAACCCCUACGACAUCUUCCUGAAGGACCUGGAGCCGCCCAUCGUGGCCAGAUUCGUCCGCUUCAUCCCGGUCACCGACCAUUCCAUGAACGUGUGCAUGAGGGUGGAGCUCUACGGCUGCGUCUGGCUGGACGGCUUGGUGUCCUACAACGCUCCGGCCGGACAGCAGUUCGUGCUCCCUGGAGGCGCGGUCAUCUACCUGAACGAUUCUGUCUACGACGGAGCCGUCGGGUACAGCAUGACCGAAGGGCUGGGCCAGCUGACGGACGGGGUGUCCGGCCUGGACGACUUCACCCAGACCCACGAGUACCACGUGUGGCCCGGCUACGACUACGUGGGCUGGAGGAACGAGAGUGCCACCAACGGCUACAUCGAGAUCGUGUUUGAAUUUGACCGCAUCAGGAACUUCACCACCAUGAAGGUGCACUGCAACAACAUGUUCGAGAAGGGCGUGAAGACCUUCAAGGAGGUGCAGUGCUACUUCCGCGCGGAGGCCGGCGAGUGGGAGCCCAACGCCGUGUCCUUCCCGCUGGUGCUGGACGACGUGAACCCCAGCGCCCGCUUCGUCACCGUGCCCCUGCAGCACCGCAUGGCCAGCGCCCUCAAGUGCCAGUACCACUUUGCCGACACCUGGAUGAUGUUCAGCGAGAUCACCUUCCAAUCAGAUGCUGCCAUGUACAACACCUCCGGGGCUCUGCCCGCCUCGCCGGGGGCGCCCACCACCUACGACCCAAUGCUGAAAGUUGACGACAGCAACACCCGGAUCCUGAUUGGCUGCCUGGUGGCCAUCAUCUUCAUCCUCCUGGCCGUCAUUGUCACCAUCCUCUGGAGGCAGUUCUGGCAGAAGAUGCUGGAGAAGGCCUCCCGGCGGAUGCUGGAUGACGAGAUGACCGUCAGCCUGUCCCUGCCCAGCGAGUCCAGCAUGUUCCACAACAACCACUCCUCGCCGCCCAGUGAGCAGGGCUCCAGCUCCACCUACGACCGCAUCUUCCCGCUGCGGCCGGACUACCAGGAGCCCUCCAGGCUGAUCCGCAAGCUCCCAGAGUUCGCUCCCGGGGAGGAGGCGCCGGGCUGCAGCGGCCUCGCCAAGCCAGGCCCGCCCAGCGGCCCCGAGGGCGCGCCCCACUACGCAGAGGCGGACAUCGUGAACCUGCAGGGCGUGACCGGGGGCAACACCUACUCCGUGCCCGCCCUCACCAUGGACCUGCUCUCCGGGAAAGACGUGGCCGUGGAGGAGUUCCCCCGGAAGCUGCUCGCCUUCAAGGAGAAGCUGGGGGAAGGCCAGUUCGGGGAGGUCCAUCUCUGCGAAGUGGAGGGGAUGGAAAGGUUCAAAGGCAAAGACUUGCCCGUGGAUGCCAGUGCCAGCCAGCCGGUCCUGGUGGCCGUGAAGAUGCUCCGGGCAGAUGCCAACAAGAACGCCAGGAAUGAUUUCCUAAAGGAGAUAAAGAUCAUGUCCCGGCUCAAGGACGCCAACAUCAUCCGCCUCUUAGCCGUGUGCAUCGCCGACGACCCUCUGUGCAUGAUCACCGAGUACAUGGAGAACGGGGACCUCAACCAGUUCCUCUCCCGCCACGAGCCGCCCAGCUCCAGUCCCAGCCAGGUGCCCACUGUCAGUUAUGCCAACCUGAAGUUCAUGGCAACUCAGAUCGCCUCUGGCAUGAAGUACCUUUCCUCCUUGAAUUUUGUCCACCGAGACCUGGCCACACGGAACUGCCUGGUGGGGCCCACCGGGGGAGGGGGGGGGGGGCCCCCCCUGGCCCAGGUGGUGGGCGCAGCGGCCAGGGACUCCCGGGCUGCCGAGGCAGCCCGCAAGCUUGGUGUCUGCUCAGAUGGGAUGACCUGCUUUGAGUGGUUCUUAUUUUCUCUCCUGCCCCGAUCUAAACAGGGCAAGUUCACCACGGCCAGCGACGUGUGGGCCUUCGGGGUGACCCUGUGGGAGGCCUUCACCUUCUGCCAGGAGCAGCCCUACUCCCAGCUGUCCGACGAGCAGGUCAUCGAGAACACCGGGGAGUUCUUCCGGGACCAAGGGAGGCAGACCUACCUCCCGCAGCCCGCCAUCUGCCCCGACUCCGUGUACAAGCUGAUGCUGAGCUGCUGGCGGAGGGACACGAAGCACCGGCCCUCGUUCCAGGAGAUUCACCUGCUGCUGCUCCAGCAGGGCGACGAGUGACCGCCUCCGGGCCAGGCCGCCCGCGCGCCCGCGCCCGCGCCACGCCCCGCGCCCACGCCACGCCACGGACGCGAGUGCACACGAGGCAGGCUGUCCCUUUCCUCCCGCCCCUCGUUCCCCACCGCUCCACCCCCCUGUGCACCCCGGACCCAUAUAUACUUUUUUUUACAUUAAAGAACUAAAAAAGAAAAAAAACCGCUAGGGCAGGUAAAAUCCAGUAAAGAAAUUUUCAUUGAUGUACCACAGUGUUGAGAACAAAGCUAGAUAAUUUAGAUAAUUUAUAAAGGCUAAAUAUGCUUAUGUUUAUAAAUGUGCAGGUUCUACAAUAUUUUUUUUAUGUUGCCUUUAAAAAUAGUUUCAGAAGUAAAACCUUGAAUACUAAUGUCUUAGGGACCCAGAGAUCAGGUUGGGGAAAGCGCGCGGCCAGUGGCGCCUCGGACUCGCCAGACUCCUAGUUGGGCCUCUGGGCUCGGCCCUCGCUCUGCGCGUCCCUCUUGGGUCCAAGUAGCUGUCACCUGUUUGAAAACGCGCCGCUCUCUGGAAUGGGUGUUUUGUUCAUUCGUGGGCAGGGCUCAGGGUGGAGGUCUAUGUGCCUAGAAACAGAGAUUGCGUAGGAAGGAAUUGUAUUGUGUGGAGGUCGGAAGGGCUGUCAUUGCAAACAAGCCCGCGGACAGCCCGUCUUACUCACAUGGCCAGGUGUGUCUCAGUGAGGCCGCUUUUGAAUCCGUAAAAACUGCUGUUUCGAUAGCUUCACCUCGGCCCUUUGGUUCAUCUUCUCUAAAGCUGCCAACUGUUUUAAUAAAUGAAUCCGGUGCAGUGGCGGCGGGCGGGGUUCCUCAGGCGUGUGCGACAGGGGAGCGCCUGUUCCGAGUGUUCCUAGGGGCCGCCUGGGACCAGCGAGGGGAGCGCCGCCCCCCUUUGCCAGGGGCACGCAGGGUGAGUGGGCUGGAGAGCUAGGGAGACAGACGUAGACGUGGACCCCAGAGCAGUGAUGUGUGGAUGGUGCUGGGUGACCCCCUGCACAGGCCAAGCGUGAUGCAGAGACAGAGGGAGGUCUGGCUUCCCAACCUGUGGGAACAGAUACCGGUCAAAUCAGAGUCCCGUCAGAACCGCCCCCGAGCUCCCUACCCGCCCCCCCCAGAGCCAGGGGACAGCAGUGAAGGGAACCCCAAUUCCUGCUAAGGGGACACAAGAGAAGACGGCAGAGGACACGGCUCAGGCUCAGGAGCAGCGUGACCCCUGGGCCUGCUUCUGACGCCCUCGCGUCCCUGCUCAGCCCCGGCCUUGCUCCAGGCCAUGGCGGACGCCUCACCCCCGCUCCCCAGGGCACUGGCAGGGCCUCUCCUUCCCCAGCAAACGCCCUUCCCGUCGUGUCCUGGGACUCGGUCUCCAGUCUCUCCCUCAAUGAACUGGAGGAUCGCAGGUGGGGAGUCAGGACAGUGGCUUGGGGAGCUUGACCCGCUUCUGCUUUGAGCAGCUGUGCCAUCUUGGACAAGUCUGCCGCCUGCACUGUGUCUCCUGGCCUGUGAGCUGAGAGCUCUGCAGCAGUGGCCGGGAGGGCUCCCAGUCCCAUGUGUCCAGUCUCGCUGGGAACCUGGUCGGCAGGAGGUUGUCAGGGAAGUUGCUCCAGCCGCACUAGUAACACCGCCACAUGCGCGCUCCCACGCCCGUCAGACACCUGCAGGGCCGAACACGCUCGCUUCCCCCUUGGGACUUGCCCCUCUGCUCGCAAGGUCCGUGUUAGCGUCACGUCCUAUUCAGAGGCCCCAGAGAAACAGCUGACAGGAGACACACACACGUUUCUGAUUCUUAUAAGGAAUCGGCUCAUGGCACCAUUUGUAGGGCCGAGCAAGAGACCCGGGAGACUGUGGUCGCCUCUGGGGAUAGACCACCGGGGCCAGUCCAGGGAGGAGGCUGAGGAGUCAGCUCAGCUUCAGGCGGAGUGGACUCCUUUCCUUCCAGCCGAGUCCUCAUAGAGUGGGUGCGGCCCGCACACUGGACAGGCCUCUGCCUUCCUCAGUCCAACAACCCACAGCUAAUCUCGUCUGGAAGCAGCUCUCAGACACCGAAUAACGCUAACCUGGCACCACAGGGCCCGGAGGGUGAACAGAUAAGAUCAGUCAUCACGUUUCUCUAGAAUUCAAGGGACUUGAGCACGACCCCAGCGGGGCCCAGCGGUCCUGCCAGGACUGCGGGGGGCAGGGGGGCGGCAUUUCUCCCGUCCUGCGCCUAACUUUUCUCCUCUUGCUUCUUUCCCACAUCCCGCCUCAGCCCCUGCAUUUCAUGACCCCGCAGAGAGCAGACCUAUUUAAAAGGAAUGUGGUGUGUCUGUUUCCCCGGCCGUGGGCGAGAGAGGUCAUCGGCUCCAGGUGACUGGCAGACCGCAUCAUUGCGUCCUGUUAGCCUUUCUAAACGUCACCUUUAUUCUGUAUAUGGAACGUUUUCCAUCCAGGUGGUGGUUUUGGAGUCAGAUUGGAAUGUCUGUGUAGGUGGGUCAAUGUGCUGAGAGCUAGGCCCCGCCCUCAGUGCCCGGCCCAGACUCCCCUGCUCAGAAAGGACUGGCCUGUAGGCCCGAGGGGGCUGUGGUGUCAGCGCGGGGGCAGGAUCGCCUGCAGGUGCCCGAGGUGUGACGAGCACAGGACGGAGGGGGUGGCAGAUGGUGAACGAAUGUGCGUGUGGCUGAGCGGAGGCCGGUGGCAGGAAAAGGCCGCAGGAAGGAGAGCGGACCUCGCAUAGGUGGCUGCGAAGGGUCGGGAAGCCAGACAGACUCCGGCGAGGGUGAGACUCUGUUCUGGAGACGGAACUGAGUCAGGGCAGAAAAAGUAAGUGUCGUGAAGAUGAAAGGAGGAUAUGUAUGGAGAGAAGGAAUUCUGGAUGAUGAAAAAGGAGACAUCAGGGGCAGUGUGAACAGAAGGGAGCUUUGCAGAGCCUCUGAGAGAGAAGUUCCUCAUGGGCGCAGUCCCUCGUGGUGCCCGGCAGGGAGGCCCUUUCAUUCCCAAGGAAGCAGGUGGCAGAGGUCUGGGCGCCUGUAUCCUCAGCUGCGAAUCCAUCAGCUCCGCCCGCCGUGGACCUGGUUCCCAAGAGCUGCCUGGGAUGCAGACCUGGGCCUGGGGAGUUUGCAGACCACCAACCGGCUUUGCGUCCCAUCUCUUGCUUCUGUUAAGGGAUCACUGCUCGGCCCAGAAGGGCCACAGGAACAGGGAAGCAUUAGGCUCGAGAUCGGUCGACUCAGUCUUGUUUGACACCCACGCAGAGGUGGGUGCGGGCGGAAGCCCUGUGUCGUUCUCACUCCAUCCAGGCUUCCGCACGAAGUGGAGCUCAACCAUGUGUUUUGUGUCAAAGGAGAACAGAGAAGAAGUUCCAAGGAAAUAUUCUAAAACAGAGUAGCAUCUGCUUUGCCCAAAACUAUAAAAAAAGUGAAGAAAAUUAUAGUUAAGCCUUAAAUUAUUCUUCAAAUAGGACUGCUAAGUCCCUGAUCCUAAGUUGAAUUUAGUGUAGUCCUGCCCUCUUCGCCUUUCCGUGAGACCUCUGACCUCUGACCUGUGGCCUGGCAAAUGGCAGGUCCCUGAAUGCUUCUGGGAGUUACAGAUCCUGGUGUAUGUUGGGAAAUCCUCCUGGACGGAAAUUUAACAUUUUUACGAAGCAGAUGGAUGUCUUUUCCACUUGGUAAAUGCAUUGGAAUGCUUCCCAACACGGGAAGAAGCCGGAAUGGUUAGUGAGGACGGAUUGCUGGCAUUCUGAGUUCUCUGCUACAGUCAGCUGCACUACUUGGAAGGCAAUUGUUUCUAAAACUACUUAUUUCAAAACAUUUUAAAACGGGCAAGAAGUUGCAAAACUAGUACAGAGUGGCCUCACCCUAACACCAGGCUUUCCCAAUGAUGACAUCUUACCGAACCAUCACGCUUUUCCAAAGCCAGAAAACUGACAUUGGUCUAAUAUUAUUAGCGCAACCACAGAUCAUACUCAGAUUCCACCAGCUUUUCACCUGCACUGAUUUGUUCUGGGUGGGUUUAACCCUUGCUGGUUUGUAACCUGGCCUUGCUUGGGGCCCUCCAGAAAGACACCAUCUGGAUACAAAUGUACAAACUCUUCAAGAGAAUGUAACAAACUCACUCGUUCCUUUAUCAACGAGCAUUAUCCUGCCUGGGCCGCGCACGUGCACGCAUCUGCUGACUUUGCUUGGCUGUUUAGCAUCUGGAACCAUCAAGAACAACUUGGAAGAAUCAGGCAACGCAGAGAACAGUGAAGACCUGACAUGGCUUGCUGGCUAGCGAAUCUAUAAUAAUAAAAGUUUAAUAUGCUAAUUAGACCUGACGUCUUUCCGGAUGACCUUCUGGACGAAGCCAGGGCUGUGAGGGAAGCCUGGGUUCCAGGUGCCAGAGGGAAGCUGGUGCCGGCAGCCGGGGAAGGCCUACUCUUGCACGAAUUUCGUGCAUCGGGCCUCUAGUCAGGUAUGAAGGGAAAUCCAGGUGGUUCCUGCUGUUUCUACAGCAGGGAAGGAUCGUAAUUGUGGCAAAGAGAGCACUCCAGAGUGAACCCGUGUUUUGGUCAAGGAGUAGGUGGCACCGAGUUACGGCCCCAGGGCACCUUGUGGGAGGACUAGAAUACAGUGGUAUAGACCCUAAAUGUGAUAAACUAUUUUCAGAAUAGUAGAGGUUUCAUUUGCCUAAAUAUCUGUUCUGAAAUGAAAUAAACCACACUAAACCAAAUUAAAUACUAAUUUCAGGGGGGAGGGGAGGGGUGGCUGGUAUUGGGGCUCCAGCUCUGUGGCUCCCAGCUGCGAGGUUUGUGGCGGUGUCUGAAGUGCCCUGUUUAGGACUCACAAGAUUGUAACUUGUUUACCACUGCAUCCCACAUCCUGUAAAGUUCCUGGCCCAGACUCGCCUGCUGGGCACCCCAUACAUGCACCCCUUACUGAGUGUUGUUUUUGAAUGAAUCAAAUGUAGAAACAGAAACUUGUCAAACUGCAUGACUGUGGUGAAUUGGGGAGAACUGCUCUGCUGUGAUUUAGAGGGUUUGUUUUCACUGGAGGAGAGAGUAGAAAGGGCCAGAGCUUACUGGUGGAGAACAGCCCCCAUCGGUGGAUGUCCCGUGUGUGCCUUAUUCUUUGAGGUCUUUCAACAGCAUUUCAAGGUCGUUCUGUUUAAGGCACCCCGUCCAGAGCAGGCACCAGACUCUGGCCCCAAAGUCAGCCCUUUGGAGACAAGUCUUGCCGAUGUCUCGUCAAUAACCUCCAGGACUCUAAAGGGGCAGGACCGGUCAGCCCGAGCUUGCCGAGCUCGCAGGCAUUCGGGACCCGCAGGUACCAGCACAGGGGGGGGGGGGGGGGGUUUGCGAGGUUUGAGGGAAGGCACCGUGGGGUAGGCAAUCACUCCGAGUGAAAACUUGUUUUCUUGAAAAGAGGCUGGGAACUAACAGAAGGUGUGAGCGUUCCUACAAACACACCGAGUGUGCAGUCUAGCUGCUCACGUCCGCCCUUCACUAUCCACGCCGCCCAUCCCGCCCCCCUGUUGUCCGUCUGUCCGUCCGUCCGUCCGGUGGCUCUGCCUCUGCUGCAGCGAGGAGCAGGCUUCCUGGGGGAGGGCACACCUGGGCUGCUCUGCGGACUUUGGAGGGCCACGUGGCUUGUCAAGGGGUGAAGAGAAAACUGACGUAAUUUCUGCUUAAAACUAUUGUAGUCAUUCCAAAAUAGAGCAUGUAAGAAUUCUCUGUAUUAGAAAAAGAACGAGAUACCAAUUGUAUAUUUUCUUUUCUUUAUUUAUUCUCUGUAAGUCUGAUAAUGGUCAACUGUAAAUAACAAUGAUUAAAGAAAUAUGCGCCUGA
Molecule: messenger RNA, 8594 nt
Organism: Myotis lucifugus (little brown bat)
Lineage: Eukaryota; Metazoa; Chordata; Mammalia; Chiroptera; Vespertilionidae
Gene: DDR2
Product: discoidin domain receptor tyrosine kinase 2
Exons: 18
Coding region: 168-2771 (867 amino acids)
Biological process (GO): positive regulation of kinase activity; multicellular organism development; protein phosphorylation
Cellular component (GO): signaling receptor complex
Molecular function (GO): protein tyrosine kinase collagen receptor activity; collagen binding; ATP binding
Source: RefSeq, a predicted model, not a curated record